AUUCGGUAAAGUUUCGAGCUUGCUCGGGUUCAAGAUUAGAGCGGCGAGAUUGGUGUAGAGAAUUUUUGUUAACGCGUGAAAGUUAAUUGCGAUUUAAUUUGUGAUGAAUAAAUUUGUCAAAUUAAAUACUUCGCUCGACAUUAUUCCUUUGCAAGGUUCAAGUAAUGAGGACAAAAGCAAGAAUACAAACAGGCAGAGAAUUGAUGAACUUCCCAGAUCAGUCAUGAGGGACCCACUGAUGGUUUCAAGAGUCUACGCGUUUUUACUUGACAACGAGGACAAAACUUACAUAGAUGUGAACGAGAUUGCUGAUUAUUUACAAAAAAGAUACCGUGACUAUCGCACAAAGAAACGCAGUGCCUUUAGGGCAAUGGUACGCAAGGCGUAUAAUGAGAUUGCCGACGGCUUAGCCAAAAAGAAUGAAUUCAAUCCCAAUGCACCUUGGCAAGAAGAUGAAGAUGACGAUGAUGAAGAGGUUGAUUUGGAACUGGAUGCUCCUAUUGAUUCAUUGAACAAUCAGCUGCUGAAGAUGUAUAAAAAGAAUUUGGAUGGUCAGAAUGGAAAUUCUAGUGACAAAGAAUUGAUAGAUAUAAGCAGUGACGAUGAGCAGGGUAAAAUGGAAGCAACAUCUUCUGGACAUGCAAAGAAGCCCAAGGAAUCCCAAUUUUCUGAAGAACUCAAAAAUUCCAAGAAGCUCAAAAUCAUCAAAGAGCCCAAGGAGACUGAAGAAAACAAGGGAACAACUGAGCCGAAGGAUGUUCAUAGAGAGGUGAAGAAAAAUCCUAUGUAUACCAGAUCAAGCACUCCUAAACCUUCACCCUUGGAAGUAGAUUCCACACUUUCAAAGGGACGUGUGUCUGAAAUAGUGUUACAAUCUCCCCCUCCGGAGAAAGUUGCUAAGAAACGAAAAGUUGAAAGAGACGGUAAUUACCCAGUUGGCACAGCAACGCCAGCCAAAAAGAAGCGUGAAGUGAUAGAAUCUAAAGUUCAAUUUGCCGAUAUUGGUGGGAAUACAAAAGUUUUAGAAGAAGUUUGCAAGCUUUUGAUUCACAUCAAACAUCCUGAGAUUUUCAAAAAAUUGGGUAUCUCUCCACCUCGAGGGUUUUUACUCCACGGACCACCAGGAUGUGGAAAAACACUGUUGGCACACGCAAUUGCUGGGGAAUUAGCUGUCCCUCUAAUAAAAGUUGCUGCCCCAGAACUUGUCGCAGGUGUUUCUGGAGAGAGUGAAUCUCGAAUACGUGAUUUGUUUGAGCAAGCAGUAGCAGUGGCUCCUUGUGUCUUAUUCAUAGAUGAAGUGGACGCUGUUGCGCCACAUAGGGCUACAGCUCAACGAGAAAUGGAACGACGAAUUGUUGCUCAGUUGCUUUCAUGUCUUGAUGAUUUGGGCAGCAAAGAGAAUGGUGAUCGUGUUUUGGUCCUGGGUGCUACAAAUAGACCAGAUGCGUUGGAUCCGGCUCUGAGGCGAGCUGGUCGAUUUGAUCGUGAAGUAUCACUAGGAAUUCCCGAUAGAGAAGCAAGAGCUGGAAUUUUAGCUGUUAUUACAACCAAGCUAGCUCUAGCAUCAGACGUCAGCUUAACCAGGAUAGCUGCACUUACUCCAGGCUUUGUCGGUGCAGAUUUGGUUGCAUUAAUCAGAGAAGCUGCCGUCGCAGCUGUUAAUAGAGUAUUCGGAGAUCUCAAGAAGAAAACUGCCGUUGAAACUAAACCAGUUGAGAUCGAGGAGCCGGAAGAAGUUGUCAAAAGUAUUCCAGAUACUGAAGUUUGUGGUAAUGUACAGCCAGAUUGCGACAACGUACUAAAUGGAACUGAAGGAAGUAUCAGCAAAGACAGCAUAGUGCCAGAAAUCGCGGCAGCAAAGCCGGAAAAUACCCCUAUGCCAAAUGAACUGGAAUCACAAAAUGUUGAUCCAGUUGAAGAAACAAAAAAAAUUACCGCUUUUUCAAAGUCAUCAGAAUUGACUGAUUUGAUGAUGUGGCUCCACGACCAACCGCCACUGUCGGAAGAGUACCUUCAAGGAGUAUUUAUCGAACAUCAAGAUUUUGAAGCUGCUCUGUCUGUUGUUCAACCAUCUGCAAAGAGAGAAGGAUUCGCCACAGUCCCAGAUGUUACGUGGGACGAUAUUGGAUCUCUACAAAAUAUUCGCCAAGAAUUGCAAAUGUCUAUACUGGCACCUGUGAAGCAUUCCGAAAAAUGUGCAGAGCUGGGCCUUACGACUGCAACUGGAGUCCUGCUGUGUGGUCCUCCUGGUUGUGGCAAGACUUUGCUGGCCAAAGCAAUCGCCAAUGAAGCUGGUAUAAACUUUAUUUCUGUCAAAGGACCGGAACUAUUAAACAUGUACGUUGGAGAAAGUGAGAAGGCUGUUCGACAAUGCUUCAUUAGAGCACGAAAUUCUGCUCCGUGCGUUAUAUUCUUCGACGAAUUGGAUGCCCUGUGUCCAAAGAGAUCGGAUGGUGAUAAUUCGGCGACAUCCCGUGUGGUGAACCAGAUGUUGACGGAAAUGGAUGGAGUUGAGGGAAGACGCGGAGUUUUUCUAAUGGCUGCAAGCAAUCGUCCAGAUAUCAUCGACCCUGCUGUUCUGAGACCUGGAAGACUCGAUAGAAUCUUGUACGUAGGAUUACCAAAUCCGACAGAUCGUGUUGAUAUCCUGAGAGCUUUGACGAAGAAUGGAGUAAAACCGAAACUAGCUACUGAUGUAGAUCUGGCCCAAAUAGGAUUUAGUGAAAAAUGCGAUGGAUAUUCAGGUGCAGAUUUGGCUGCCUUAGUUAGAGAGGCAGGGCUUGAGGCGUUGAAAGAGUUAAUUAACGGAUAUCAAGGACCUGUGGAGGUUGCAAUGAGGCAUAUUGGCAUUGCUCUUGACAAAAUACGACCAUCGGUCCAAGAAAACGAAAUUAAACAUUACGAAAAGCUGCGAAAAAUUUAUUCACCGCUGAAAGAUGAUUUGGAUGUUACUCCGAUGGAAACUCCGAUAGAUGCACAGUUGGUUGACACAACAAUGGAAGCAAUGGAAACGUGAAUAUUCGUCUAUUUGUUGCUGAAGUUUGUUCAACGAACCAUUUAUCUGAGAAUGUAUAUGAGAUAUUGGAUUAUGACGUUCAUUUAUUGUGACUGUAGUUCAUGAUUGUGUAUGUAGUGAUUAGCGAUUAAGAAUUCAUUGUUUUUUAUUAUAUAUAUAUUCUCAUGAACAUCCCCGAGGACAUUGUUACAAGAGGGUUUAGAACUGAAUCGUUGCAUACGCGUCUCACAAUACAGACAAAGAUAGUAGGCUAGUGUUGAGUUGUAAGUAUUAUUCACAAUGUGGAUAGAUUUACCUAGCCAAUAUCAUUUCUGUAUUGUAAUAUUUGUAAAAUCAAAUUAUCAGAGCACGAAUAAUGAAUCUAAAAAUUUCCAAAAUUCAUUAAUCACUCGUAGGAACUGUGCGUACUUACGUAAGGACAUUAUCAGUGUGUAUAUAAUUUUGCAAAUAUAUACGGUUCACAUUGCCAGCUUCAGCAGGAAUAUGAAGCAACGCGAUGGGAAUCAUACAUUUACCUGUUAGUACGUACGUCAGUGGUUUACCUAGUUUUGGGAUCUCCACUCUGAGUAACUUGAGAAACACGAGAUUCAUAUUCAGCAUAUAUUUUUCUCACUAUUUUACCACUCGAAUUAACAUGUGCGCAGCAAGUCGAACUAACAGAGAUCUAUUGCCGCAAUCACCUGUUUUAUUUGGUACAUAAGCUGCAUUCCUGUACUUGUGCUAGUAGGCAUGAUACCUAUUACUCGGUCUAUUUCAGUGCCCUCUGUGAAAGCAAGUAUAGCAGGUACCGCCGCGACGUGCAAAUAGGUACCAUUGAUCCAUUGUGGGGAUAGAUGCCCAUACCGAUAGGUAUAAAAUACUUUAGCUUUAAUUUCAAUCGUACGAUUAUUGUUAUCGUUCAAAGUUGGAACUAUAGUUUUGACAUGAUUCAAAAAUUUUGAUAGACUGUAGGACCGAUUUGAGUCUAAAUCUUGAAUUAGUUUGAAGUCUGUAGAACUUCGAGCAUAUAACAGCAGCUUGAAUUGAUCCAAUAGAUACAUUUUGUUUUCGUAUUACUAUUCACUAGAUGUAUAUUUUAAUCUCAUCCUUCCGAAUGACUGUUUUUGAGCUGUUUCUGUUUAGGUUUUUUGGUAAGAGAUCCAAAUUAUAAAAUCAUUAGGUAGUUUCAUAGCUUUCAACAUUCUUACAGAGAGAUAAUAUCGAUUAUGAUGUGCGUUAUUAUAUACAAAUGCUAUGCUAUAUGUAUAUAAUAGGUAUAUUGUUGGACAGAAAUACUUUCCUCAGCCUUACCGUGGUGUUGUAUUCAAUUGUUGAUCAUGCUGCAGAAGAGUUUCGGUUUUCCUCCCAAGUUAAUAUUUAAAUUGUAACUGUGAAUAUUAUAGCCUUGUUAAUCAUCAGCGAGCAAUCUCUGGUGUCCCAAAAUUACUCAUUUGUAUACGACUUUAACAUUGAAAAAUUAAUUGUUCAUAGAUUUGACAAAGACACGAUAUAUAAGUCGAAUUGAUAGUUUUUAUUCUUGAA
Molecule: messenger RNA, 4537 nt
Organism: Neodiprion fabricii
Lineage: Eukaryota; Metazoa; Arthropoda; Insecta; Hymenoptera; Diprionidae
Gene: smid
Product: nuclear valosin-containing protein-like
Exons: 11
Coding region: 104-3016 (970 amino acids)
Biological process (GO): ribosome biogenesis
Cellular component (GO): nucleus
Molecular function (GO): ATP hydrolysis activity; preribosome binding; RNA binding
Source: RefSeq, a predicted model, not a curated record